GUCACGGACAUGCGCAGUGGGGUUCGAGAAACGUCCAGGGAAGGAAUGAUGGCGUCUUCUGCUGCUCGCCGCUCCUCACGCUGGAUUACAGUCAUCGUGUCCUCGGGACAACGACGAGGCGCCGGUGCGGUCGUCGGUGGCGGACAUGGAGGGGUCCGAAAUGUCUCUUCAGUGGGAGCGGAGAAACUAUGGCGGGGCGGGAACGUGAUGUGUGGCGGAGCCGGGAGAGGGUUGACAUUGAGAGGGCUGUCAGGUGAGGCGGUGGAGGCUCAUCCAUAUGGCCUAGGCUAGGCUAGCUGCUUGUUUUUGUUGUAAUUUCAGCUGUACUUUUAGAGAUCCACGACCCACACUACUUAAGGAUACUUAAACCCGGACUAGAUUGUUCUAGAAAGAUUAUAACCUCUCUGAAACCUCAUUUAAAACCCUUUAUUCUACUGUGAAAAUGAUUUUACUGUCCUAGUAUUCACUUUGGAAACCAUGGAUCAGAUGUGAAAUCGCAAUUUUUGCACAUUCACAAAUAAAGAUAAGCUUUCAUAGAUCUUUAACAGCGUGUAUUCAAGAGCCUCUCUGAGAAGUUUAGUGACGUUUGAUGAAUCUUUGGGAUCAUUUUGUCCUGAUCUGAGAGGUCAGGACCUGAGGUUAAAAUAUACCAGCAAAACUUAACACUCUUACAUUUCCACAGAGAAAGUUUUUUAAUCUAGUCCAGAUCUGAGAGGCUUAGUACAAGAAAAAAAGUGAAAUUGACAAUAUUUGCAAUGCCACUUAAAGAAUAAAAGUUUCCCAAAUCUGAAGUUUUGUUCUAAGAAGUUUGUAGAGUCUCUUUAACAACCUGUUCCAGAUCCAACAAAACUAGUUUAAACGCUUUUCAAUCAGGAUUUUGUUUCCCUUAACAAACAAACUAGAAACCACCAAUAAGACUCUCCUGCUCCUCCUGUUUACUCACCCUUGUACCGUUUUUACACUCUGCAGGUAUCAAACCGCCAAAUGCCAUCAGCACACUGUCCUUUCACACAAGUGCCCCCGCCAACAGCAAGCAGGACUUCUACCAGAUCCUCGGUGUGCCUCGCACAGCAAGCCAGAAAGAGAUCAAGAAAGCCUACUACCAGGUCUGCUCCUGCCUGAUGUGUAUCCACAGCUGGGAUUGGCUCUCAGCUAACCAAUCGUUGUUUCUGUUUGUUGUUCCUUAGAUGGCCAAAAAGUAUCACCCCGACACCAACAAGGAUGACCCUCAAGCCAAGGAAAAAUUUGCUCAGCUGGCUGAAGCUUAUGAGGUUUGUUGUCAGUCAUGAUUUAAACUUCCUGAGGGUUAUACAGAAUGUUACAGUCGCUGGAGUAUAACUAACGAACUUUUUGUUUGUGUCAGGUCCUUAGUGAUGAAGGAAAGAGGAAGCAGUAUGAUACUUACGGCUCUGCAGGCUUUGAUGCUGGUCAGGCAGGCGGGAGGCAGCAGUACUGGUCCGGACAGGCCCAGCACGUAGAUCCAGAGGAGCUCUUCCGCAAGAUCUUUGGGGAAUUCUCCGGAGGGAGAGGCUUCGGAGACUUCAACGCCAUAUUUGAUCAGCCGCAGGAGGUAAGCGGUCCGGUCUGCUGGUUCUCAUUCGGUGCAUUUCUGUCAGACUCUCUUCAUCCUCUCUUCUGUGACACAGUACAUCAUGGAGCUGACGUUCACUCAAGCAGCGAAGGGGGUCAAUAAAGAGAUGUCGGUCAGCAUAGAUGCAGCCUGCCAGCGCUGUGAUGGUAAAGGUCACGAGCCUGGAACUAAGGUGCAGCACUGCCACUACUGCAACGGCUCCGGCAUGGUGAGAACAUUAGCUGUGGUUAUAAUUAAAGCUCCCCUAGGGAACUUUUUGUCAAUUUUAACACCCUCUGUGAACAGAGUGGUCUUUGCUCAAGUAGUGUACUGAUGAAAAUCUCCUCCUGCUGGCUUUGGAAAGACAAUUUAAAACCAAGAAAACUACAACAAACCUCUUACAUAUCAUAUAACUAAUCUCCACACAGCAUAUGACAGAUGUUUCAAUUACUGUCUCUAUCAUGAUCAUGUGUUUUUUUCUGCACCCCGUCCCCUCUGUAGGAAACCGUGAACACAGGCCCGUUCGUGAUGCGCUCCACAUGCCGUCGCUGCGGUGGCAAAGGCACGGUCAUCUCCUCUCCCUGUCACUCCUGCCGCGGCACGGGACAGGCCAAGCAGAGGAAGACCGUGAUGGUUCCUGUUCCAGCAGGUCAGUGUCACUGGACUAGAAAAAAAAAAAAUCAGGAUGGUGUAGGUAGAUACUGUUGGGGAAAAAAAUGACUCCGACUGUAGAUGAUGAUUGUCUAACUGUGUUUUAUGUUUUUGCUUUAAGGCGUGGAGGAUGGUCAGACAGUCAGAAUGCCAGUGGGUAAAAAGGAGGUCUUCAUCACAUUUAAGGUAAGUUUCUGAAUCAACUUGUUGCAUUAGUGUUUACCAGAGAUGGAACAAGAAGGGAAACUUGGAUCAGCUCAUUCUUGGAGUUCUGCUUCCUGAGGUUUUCAUAAUGUGGAACUAAUUGUCAUGGUUUCCGUUUCCAGGUCCAGAAGAGUCCCAUAUUCAGGAGGGAGGGUGCAGACAUCCACUCUGACCUUUUAGUCUCCGUUGCACAAGCGAUCCUUGGCGGCACGGCCAGAGCCCAGGGCCUUUAUGAAACAAUUAACCUCUCUGUAAGUCAGCAUGUGCAUCCACAGGCUUCACCUCUAACAAGAGCUAAUGAAACCGCAUGUUGAGAAUGACCUGGAUUUCCUUUCUUCAGAUCCCUGCAGGCAUCCAGACAGACCAGAGGAUACGUUUAGCAGGGAAGGGAAUCGCUCGUGUUAGUGGCUACGGCUUUGGAGACCAUUAUGUGCAUGUCAAAAUAAAAAUACCCAAGUAAGACGCUGUAAUCACACACCGUUUAUGAGUUUGAAAGUGUCAACCGAACCCAAAAAUCACAGUAUAUUGUUUCCUUGUGCAGGUCACUCUCAGACAGACAAAGAAGUCUGCUCAUGAGCUACGCCGAGGAGGAGACAGACGUGGAGGGGACGGUGAACGGAGUCACUGCCACCACCACAGGUAAGAGGAAGAUUCACCAACAUUUGUAUCACCUGUCUCUCCAUGUAGUGCUUAUUAUCGAGGAUUAUCAAGACAGUGUUAGGAAAAGGUAAUUGUGCUCAAUAGCGAGCCUGGCUCAUGCAGUGUUCGUCUCCGUCCAGGUGGGGGCAGCCGUGGUAAGCAGUUUGAGACAGGGAAAAGCGGGCAUGACAAGAAGGAAGGAGAGUUGAAAGACGAGGGGGGCUUCUUCUCCAAAUUAAAGAGCUUGUUUAGUUCGUCAUGACAGCCACAAACCAGGUAGGAUUGUUACUGAAUUACACCACAAGUCCCGCUGUUUGUGUCCUGCUCCUCACCUAUGAAAUGUGUUUAAUUUUCUGGUUUGUGGCUGUCAUUCACAACCCCUGAUGCUUGAACCCUGUCAGUAUGAGUAUUUACCAACACUCACCGGUUGGUAAAUUGUUAAAUAGACUCCAGUAAGAAGUUUACAGAGCAAAAAAAAGUGCAUCACUCUGUUCAUUUGGCUUACAGAGAGCUGCUUUUAAAUCCUUUUCCUUUCUCUUCUCAGGCAAAAGGUCCUGGAACUGAGGAGCUUCAUCAGUAGAUCACAAACCAGAAGGAAGGACAGAGGGAAACAAGAGCUGCCAUUUGGACAGACAGGUGGUUUUGGAUUACCGUGUUGGAGAAGGCCCACAAAGGUUCUGGUGGAUCUGUUAGAACCUUUCCACCCACCCACCCAGACUUGGAGAACAUAAACCGCUCAGUGAAGCCACAUACAUGAGGAUGCUCCAGUGUGCCAAUCACCUCUCCGUCAGACUUUCACAAAGCAACAAAGACUUGUCAUUUAGCGCAGCAGGUGGUGCAUGCUGGUUUUCUGAAAACAGAAUAAUCCAGUCGCACAGUCAUAAAUUAUUGUACUAAGUCUACAGAUAUAGUCGAACGUUUUAUUUGUAAUUAAAUGAACCCGUUAUCAACCCCCUUUUGCUUUUCUUUUUCUGUAACUAGUUUUUCCCUCACAAUGAUGCCCCCUAAAGCUUCAACUUCAUCUAAUAUAAAUUUACCUUUCAGGUCAGGUGUUGGAAAGUGUGAAGCUGCAGACAGAUGAUCAGACUCUGUCUCUCUUUUAGCCCUUUGCAUUAAGCACCUUCUGUACAUUUGUACUUAGACAGCUGUUGAUGAUAUGACUUUAUCAAUGUGUCACAUAGAGAAGAUUUACUGUACAUCUAUAAUAAAGCUAUGGUCUGGGAAACUUUGCUAAAAUGCUUUGCCUCCAUUAAGUUCUAGCUGGUUGUAUCUAAAAACUGUUUUCACCUUCAUUGGAGAUACUGC
This is a messenger RNA of Xyrichtys novacula (pearly razorfish), 4369 nucleotides long. Lineage: Eukaryota; Metazoa; Chordata; Actinopteri; Labriformes; Labridae. The record is from the annotation of a GenBank genome assembly.